AAAAAACAAUCACCUGUUAACCUACAUAAUUUAUUUUGCAUGCAAAGUUGGGUUCCUCUCACUACAUAAUAUCAGAACUCGACCACCUAUGGCCAUGUCUAUGAUUUUCAUCAAUUGUGUGAUUCAUCGUUCAAUCUACCUUUCCAUCACCCUCUUUCAAUUCUCUGAUCUGUGAUUAAACAAAAAAGGAAACAAAUAAUUAAUUUAAGGGGACGAGGAAUUAAUAUUUCUCAUAAACUUUGCGCAGUCAUGUGAAAACUCAAUCUUUCCAUCCUAAAACACUACGAAGUCUCUCGCUCGCUCUGCCCAGAAAACGGAACAGUAGUUGGGUUAGGUUAGAAGAAAUGAAAUCAUUUACGGAUUUGGGCUUAUCUCUUCAAUUGGUUGAAGUUUGUGAAAAACAACUCGAUUGGUAUGAUCCGCUAAAGAUUCAAGCACAAGUCAUCCCCCUUGCUCUAGAAGGAAAAGAUGUGUAUGCCAUUUCUCCACCACGUUCCGGUAAGACCGGAGCUUUUGUUCUUCCUAUUUUCCAGGCUCUGUUAAAUGCCGGACCCAAUCUAAAUCCAUUCUUUGCUUGUGUCAUCUCUUCCUCAAGUUACGUAUUUCACUUCACUUCUUAGAUACAUACAUAAUCAUUUAUCUCAUCACUAAUCAUAUUUAUCUUAACCAAACAAACCAACUAGGAACUUUGCUUUUGAAAUUGCUCGCUACUUUGAGGCCCUAGGUCAACACUUUGGCGUCAAGUUUGCUGUCCUUGUUUCGACCUCCGACAUGGAAUAUCAAACCAACAAGAUUUUACAGCAACCUCAUAUCAUUGUUGCGACUCCUGGAAAACUCGUCAAACACCUCAAAGACACCCCAGCAUUUUCUCUUCGUAAAUUAAAAUACCUGGUCUUAGAUGAGGCACACCUGCUGGAAUCGAAUUAUAAGCACAUUGAUAGACAACUUGAGUUUAUUUUAGGAAAGAUUCCUCGUAACCGGACAACAUUUCUUUUUUCAGAUUCAAAGACAGACAAGGUCGAUAUGAUCCAAAGUGUGUUUUUAAGGAAUCCUGUGAAGAUUGACGAAUCUAUUGAAUAUCCUGAGCAGCAGCAAUGCCAUAUGCCAGCAAAAGAUAAGGAUUGCUACCUUGCGCACACUCUCUCUCAAAUGGCUGGUAAAACAUCAUUAGUAUUCACUUGGGCUUAUGAUUUAUUGCUUCGUCUGGCUUUGACUCUAUUCUGGUUUCAAAAUCAUCCUAAUCAAUGGUUUUAUGAGUCAGGCAAAGAGACUUGAAGCCUUGAAUGCGUUCAAGUCUGGGAACUGCAAAAUUCUUCUUUGUAAUGACUUAGCUAGCAGGGGACUAGAUAUUCCAGCAGUAGAUACGGUGAUUAACUACGACAUACCCGACGACCCCAGAGAUUAUAUGCACCAUGUGGGACAGGCUGCUCCUACUGGAGUUGCCAUUUCCUUUGUGAGCCCAAAUGAGGCGAGAUGGUUUGAAAUGAUAGAGACACAUAUAGGGAAGAAGCUACCCGUGUAUCAGGCACAAAUUGAGGAAGUACUUCGUUUCAGUAACCGUGUUAGUGUGGCCAAAAGGUUAGCGGAUGAGGAAAUGAACAAUAGUGGUUGGAGGAGUGGAGGAUAUUUAGGAGAGGAGGAUGUCCGUAAGAUCGAAAGUGCGUUUUCAAGUAAUCAUGGGAAGGUGUUUUAUAUAUCUCCCGAAGUGUUGGAGAAACUGAAGCAGCAACAGAAGGAAAUUAUCUCGGCAACCGAAAACUCUGAAAGUUCAGCUGAUGGUAUCGAAACAAAUGAUGGAGUUGCUCACAAUGUUGAGCGAGUCUUGCGCUGCAGAUUCUGACAAAGUAUGGCCUUGCAGCAUCCGAAACAGAAUUGAAACUUUCCAAUGUGGGAAGCGAUGCCCUGAAGACUGCCAUUAAGCUCUUGAAAGAACUCCAAGCCAAUCAGAAGAUCGACGCCGAGGAUUUUACAGAUGAGUAACUCAAAGAACUUGUCAUAGCGGUUUAUCACCUCGGCUUCAGUGAGCUUCAAAAUUUCUUAUGUCAGGUCAUUGCUGAUAGAUUACAAAAUCAAAGCAAGAAUUUAUAUACAGACAUUUUUAGGGUUUCAAGAGGAAGAGAGCAAGCUAAAGGAGGAGGAUGCUUAGGCAUUAGAAAUGAUGAUUGAUGAGUUUUGGGAGAGGCGAAAGUGAUUUUGAAGACUUAAAAAUUGAUUUUUGGAUCCAGCUUCAAUGUAUUGCACAUUCUCUUUAUGUGAAGGAACUUUUAUUGUAGUUAUUUCAUAGUCACUUAAAUAUGCUCUGUAUAAAACAUCAAAACUUUUUCUAAUUACCGUUUCAAAAGACCUACCCAAGCAAAAUUUAGGACAGUGAUGACUGCCAUUGGUUAAUUAGAAAGUCAUAGAGAAAGGUAGAUGACUCUCUUUCGACUUUAUCCCACUUUCCUCAUUGCACUCAAAGAUAUCUUCUUGGUUUAAUGUUGAAACUUGGUAAACUAUGAAAAGUUAUCUGAUAGUGUGUGUCUCUAAUAAUCUAUGUGAAUAUUACUAGUUCUGAUUUCAGAGUCA
Molecule: messenger RNA, 2565 nt
Organism: Medicago truncatula (barrel medic)
Lineage: Eukaryota; Viridiplantae; Streptophyta; Magnoliopsida; Fabales; Fabaceae
Product: DEAD-box ATP-dependent RNA helicase 10
Exons: 18
Coding region: 1253-1840 (195 amino acids)
Cellular component (GO): cytosol
Molecular function (GO): RNA helicase activity; nucleic acid binding; ATP binding
Source: RefSeq, a predicted model, not a curated record